AUGGCUCUCAAAUUCUUCAAUCGAGGCACGAUGCAGGGCGAAAAGGUCGGCCUUAAGAACCGCCUCUCGGCCAACCUCACCCUCAGCAGCGCCUUUCGCAUCACUCUACGCCUCUUCCAAUUCGUCAUGGGCAUCGUCGUAAUCGGACUUUACGCAGUCGACCUUGACCGCGCCCGUAAGGCAGGCGUCUACUACGAUUCCAAGUGGAUGUACGCGACCAUUGUCGGCACGCUUUCAGCCAUCGCGGCGCUCGUCUUGAUGCUCCCUCUGCUCCGCGCUUGGUUCUUCUUCGGCGUCGACGUUAUCAUCUGGAUCCUGUACCUCACAGCCUUUGGCAUCUUCGGUAAAAUGUACAUCAAGGAGGACCCCGAAGGCAACGCGGGCAUCAUCCGCAUGAAGCGAGCUGUGUGGUGCUUGCUGACCAACAUGCUCCUGUGGUUCAUCACCGCAUGCUAUGGCGCUUUCAUCUUCUGGAAGUCCCGCAAGGUAAAUCCUGCUUCCGAUCCUGCUCCUUCGCAGCCUCAAGAUGCAAUAUAG
Molecule: messenger RNA, 537 nt
Organism: Periconia digitata
Lineage: Eukaryota; Fungi; Ascomycota; Dothideomycetes; Pleosporales; Periconiaceae
Source: the annotation of a GenBank genome assembly